CAUUUUCACCAUUAGGUUGAUGCUGGAACUGGAAGUUUCAUGCUUAAAAAAUAAAGAUAAAUCGGGAGUGAAGAAUACACGGUGAAUAUACCUGCUCUCCUGUAACAAAUACGAAAUUCAAUAGGGAAAACCAAAGCGUCCCUUGCGGAUAUGCUCACCAAGAUGCUUUGAAACAAAAGAUGAUCAAAGCAUACGUAAUAUCAUAUCUAGAUGCUUUGUUCAAUUUCGUCACACUUGGAUGUAAUUCAUUCAACACCCAGAUUUCCAGUGUCAGACUCCCUCUUUCUAAGACAUUGAUUGCUUGAUUGGUAUCCAUCUUACUCUUAUCUUAUGAGGAGAUUGGUCUCUAACUUAAUCUGGAGCGCUUGUUUUUAUCAGAGGUCAGAUAUCAGAAAUGGGUUUCAUCAGAGAUGCAUUUUUAAUGCUGGUGUCAUCAGUAGUGAUCGUGGGUGUGGCCCAAGGUGUAACACUGGAGGCAUUUCCAAAUAUACUGAACACUUCUGGAGAUAACGUCACUCUGCAAUGGGAAGGCAUUUCUUCUCCCUCGGACUUAGACUGGGUGGGUAUUUAUUCCCCUGCUAAUUCUGCAGAUGAUCAUUUCAUAGGUUACAUUUUUCUCUCCUCAUGCCCAAAUUGGAAAAAGGGUUCUUGUUCCAUAAAUCUUCCCCUCAUCAACCUCAGGUCUCCUUAUGAGUUCAGAAUAUUCCAUUGGGACAGGUCCCAGAUUACAAAUACCACUCCAGUGGACUCAGAUCAUAAUCCUCUGCCCUCCACUGCCAAUCUACUGGCCAGAAGUCAGGCUGUCACGUUCCAGAACCUGAACCAUCCAGCUCAGAUCCACUUGGCAUUUACUUCCAAUGAAGAUGAGAUGCGUGUCAUGUUUAUCACCAAGGAUAAUUUCAAGAGCUAUGUGAAAUAUGGGCUUGAAGAGGAAGAGCUGCAUGAGAUGGCAGAGGCUUUGUCCAUCACUUAUAAGCAAUCUGAUAUGUGUGAUGCACCUGCUAAUACUAGCUUGGGAUGGAGGGAUCCGGGUUACAUUCAUGAUGCUGUCCUGCAAAGAUUGGAGCCAGGGAGGCGCUAUUAUUAUCAGGUUGGAAGCGAUCAAAGCGGUUGGAGUUCGAUUCAGAGUUUUAUAUCUCGAGACAAAGAUUCAGAUGAAACCGUUGCCUUCCUCUUUGGUGACUUGGGAACAUCGGUUCCGUAUAGAACUUUUCUGUGGACCCAAGAGGAGAGCAAGCUUACGGUCAAAUGGCUAAAACGUGACAUAGAAGAACUUGGGGAUAAGACUGCAUUUAUUUCACAUAUUGGUGACAUCAGCUAUGCCAGAGGUUAUGGAUGGUUAUGGGAUUUCUUCUUUACUCAGAUUGAGCCUCUUGCAUCCAAGGUCCCAUUUCAUGUUUGUAUAGGAAAUCAUGAAUAUGAUUGGCCAUUACAACCAUGGAAACCUGAAUGGGCAAGCCUACUUUAUGGGACAGAUGGGGGUGGUGAAUGUGGGGUGCCUUACAGCCUCAAGUUUCAUAUGCCUGGUAAUUCUUCCCUUCCCACUGGAACUGCUGCUCCACCCACCAAAAAUCUCUACUAUUCAUUUGACUUGGGAGUUGUACAUUUCUUAUAUAUAUCCACUGAAACAAAUUUCUUACGUGGAAGUGAUCAGUAUGCCUUCAUAGAUCAAGACUUGAAGAAUGUUGACAGAAGUAAGACUCCUUUUGUAGUUGUUCAAGGUCACCGCCCCAUGUAUACCACUGACAAUGGACUUACAGAUGCCCCCCUACGCCAAAAGAUGAUUGAGCACGUAGAACCUCUUUUAGUAGAGUAUAAAGUCAAUCUUGUCUUAUGGGGUCAUGUUCACAAGUAUGAGAGAUUUUGUCCAAUGAAAAACAUGUCAUGUGGAACCCUAGACAAUGGUGCCGAUCUUCCAGUGCAUGUUGUGAUUGGAAUGGGAGGGCAAGAUUGGCAACCAAUUUGGGAGCCUAGGCCCGACCAUCCCACAGAUCCAAUCUUCCCACAACCUGCUAGGUCUCUUUACAGAAGCAUCGAGUUUGGUUAUACAAGACUUUAUGCAACUAGGGAAGCAUUGACACUUUCUUACAUUGGUAAUCAUGAUGGACAGGUCCAUGAUGUUUUAGAAAUACGUCUAAAGGAUAGUGAAAAGCUUUCUCAAAUUGGAUUUGGUUUUUGAAGCAAAGCUCCUUAUUCCUGGUGGGAACUUAAUUUGUAUUAAUUGUUGGGUAUCUAUUUUGCUCCAAAAAAUGAAAAAGUAAAUGGAAGUAAUUUGUAAUCAUAACAUUGUUUUGCAGUGGGGGUCUAGAUAUUGAUUUACAAAAGCUGAUUUACUAUUUUCUUUGAGCUUUUUUUUAAU
This is a messenger RNA of Cryptomeria japonica (Japanese cedar), 2359 nucleotides long. Its product is annotated as probable inactive purple acid phosphatase 2. NCBI's taxonomy places the organism in Eukaryota, Viridiplantae, Streptophyta, Pinopsida, Cupressales, Cupressaceae. The record is from RefSeq and is a predicted model, not a curated record. The transcript is spliced from 2 exons. Bases 395 to 2179 code for a protein of 594 amino acids. Gene Ontology annotation, molecular function: metal ion binding; acid phosphatase activity.